AUGGUCAACUCGCUGCUGUUCGGGGAGAUGGCCUUGGCCUUCGGCUGCCCGCCGGGGGGCGGCGGCUGCGCAAGCGGCGGCGGUGGUGGCGGGGCCGGGCCGGGGCCCUCGCCAGUAACGGCGGCGCUGCGGGACGAUCUGGGUUCCAACAUCCAUCUCCUCAAGGGGCUCAACGUGCGUUUCCGCUGCUUCUUGGCCAAGGUGCACGAGCUGGAGCGGCGCAACCGGCUCCUGGAGAAACAGCUGGAGCAGCAGCAGAGCGAGCGCGAUCGGCGGCUGCGGUACAAGACCUUCUCCCGGGAGCAGGCCGUACAGACCGGGCCCGACCUGCUGCGACCGCCGGCUGCGGGCGGCGGGCAGGCCCUCGGCGCGGCCACCGGCGUCAACGCCAACGCGGUGGCCCUGGGCGGCCUUCCCCCCGGCGGCGGCUCGCACCCGCAGCACUACGGUCGCCUGCCCGGGACCAUCUGGAGCUACACGCAGGUGCGGCGCACGGGAGGCGGCGGCGUGGAGACGGUGCAGGGCCCCGGCGUGUCGUGGGUGCACCCGGACGGCGUAGGCGUGCAGAUUGACACCAUCACGCCAGAGAUCCGCGCUCUCUACAACGUGCUGGCCAAGGUGAAGCGAGAGCGUGACGAGUACAAACGGAGAUGGGAGGAAGAGCUGGCCAAGAGUAUGAACCUUCAGACCAUGGUGGACACGCUGCAGGAGGCAGCGCAAGAGGCCGAGGCCAUCCAGGAGGAGAUGAACGAGAAGAUUGAGCGGCUCAAAGCUGAGCUGGUGGUGUUCAAAGGGCUCAUGAGUGACCCCAUGACAGACCUGGACACAAAGAUCCAAGAAAAGGCUAUGAAGGUGGACAUGGACAUCUGCCGCCGAAUCGAUAUCACGGCCAAGCUGUGCGAUGUCGCACAGCAGCGGAACUCGGAAGACGUGUCCAAGAUCUUCCAGGUGGUCCCUAAGAAGAAGGAUCGUAAGGUGGCUUCGGAUGAUGACGUCUCCGAGCAGGACGGGGAGGUGAACCGGUUCUCAGACGAGGAGGUCGGCUCCAUGAACAUCACUGAUGAGAUGAAGCGCAUGUUUAACCAGCUGCGGGAGACCUUUGACUUUGAUGACGACUGUGACAGCCUGACAUGGGAAGAGAAUGAAGACACACUGCUGCUAUGGGAGGACUUUACCAACUGUAACCCAACCAUUGACCUGCAGGGCGAGCAAGAAGAAAACUUGGGCAACUUGAUCCAUGAGACUGAAUCCUUCUUCAAGACGAGAGACAAGGAGUACCAGGAGACGAUUGGCCAGAUCGAGCUGGAGCUGGCCACAGCCAAGAGCGACAUGAACCGGCACCUGCAUGAGUAUAUGGAGAUGUGCAGCAUGAAGCGAGGCCUGGAUGUGCAAAUGGAGACCUGCCGCCGGCUCAUCAAAGGCUCUGCAGACAGGAAUUCACCAUCCCCCAGCUCCGUGGCCAGCAGUGACUCAGGAAGUACAGACGAGAUCCAGGACGACCUGGAGCGGGAGGCCGAUGUGGAACCCAUGGUCAGCUGAUGACCGAGGCCCGACGCUCCUGGUGGUCUUGGUGACGGGAGCCCAGCCUCUUCUCCCCACUGAGCCACGAGGGCUCCUCGACUUGGGCUCCAGUCCUCGACACACAGACUUCUGUCCUCCCUUUUCCGGAGGCCCAGCGGGACCGCUGCUUCCUUCCUUCCUCCACCACCCACCCAAGGAAUGGUGCUGUCGAUUUUUCUAUUGUCCCCUCCCCCCAAUACCACAAACGCAGACUUCUGUGCGUCGAUGCAGUGCAACUGUGCCUUCUCCCUUAAGCUGAGCCACUUUGAGCUCCAAAGAAUUCUUCCUAGCAGGUGUUUUUUAUACAAAACUCUAAGGUGAGGGUGGGGCCUGGGGCGUGGUUUCUUUUGGUUUUCUCCCUCCCACCUGCUCCUCUGAUUGGACAUGAGCUUUGCUCCCUCCCUCUGUCCCAAGAUGACUUGCGGGGGAUCUGCCUUCCCGAGGAAGGAGACUACCUCCAGAUCUGAGUGAGGAGACGUCCUUGAUACGUUCUCGUCCAGUAAUAGAGCGGUGGAUGGAAGGGGAGGGAGGGAAGACCAAUUUUUUCCCCCUUCUUUUGGAUCUAGUGGCGAUGUGUCGGGGAAAGGCACUGUGGGGGAAGGAAGAGCCUCACUGUGUUUAAACUAUGCAAAAAACAAACAAACAAAAAAACAAACAAAAAACUAAAAGCAGCUUGCCUUAUAUCAUUGGGGAAGGCAGGCCCUCUCUCAGACUUCUGGGAACUGGGAGGGAGGCCAAGGUUAGCAUGAGACCCUCAUAGCCUCUGAGGGUGAGCGGUGGAUUUGGGGGUGAUCCGAGUCAGAUCGCUAGCGAGGCCUGCUUGCAUUCUGCAAGUUGGCCCACUGGACUGUUGGCUU
This is a messenger RNA of Grammomys surdaster, 2417 nucleotides long. It is a transcript of the gene Iffo2, whose product is annotated as intermediate filament family orphan 2. The transcript has 9 exons. The record is from RefSeq and is a predicted model, not a curated record. Lineage: Eukaryota; Metazoa; Chordata; Mammalia; Rodentia; Muridae. Bases 1 to 1539 code for a protein of 512 amino acids.